Messenger RNA from Humulus lupulus (European hop), 1850 nucleotides. RefSeq lists its product as uncharacterized. Lineage: Eukaryota; Viridiplantae; Streptophyta; Magnoliopsida; Rosales; Cannabaceae. Gene Ontology annotation, cellular component: spindle pole; centrosome; microtubule plus-end. Gene Ontology annotation, biological process: mitotic spindle organization; establishment or maintenance of microtubule cytoskeleton polarity; microtubule polymerization. Gene Ontology annotation, molecular function: microtubule plus-end binding; microtubule plus end polymerase activity. The record is from RefSeq and is a predicted model, not a curated record. The coding region runs from base 1 to 1122 and encodes 373 amino acids. The transcript has 7 exons.
AUGGCUGCUACGGAGACGAUGGGAGUUGACCCGAUCCAGAAUCAUGCCUUGAACGAGUUCACCAGUGCCAUGCUAACCCUUACUGCCGGCCACAUCCGCCUGGGUGCUGUCACCGAACGGGCUAGGGCUUUAGAGCAGCGGCACAAGGAUAAACUCAAAGCUGCUGAGGCUAGACAUACUGAUCAGCUAGCGGCGGUGGCUAAGGAAAAGGCCCAAUUGGCUAAGGAGUUGGAGGAGAAGCUGAAGUCUCUGGAGAAAGCCCCUAUUUUUUUCAUUUCAUUUGGGGCCAAUUCAUUUCCUUCAAUUCCUUCUCCAUUUUCCUCAUCAUUCUCUCUCCUCUCUCUCGGAUCUCUUUCUCCCACCAGACCUCUCUCCUUCACUCUUUCUCUCUCACCUUUGUCUUUGUGGAGACCGACCGCUACCUUCCCCUACACGCGUCGGCUAGGGAUCUUCAGAGCCCGUCGAAGCUUCGACCACACGGGCCCAAACCCUCACACGACACCAGAGGCGAACGACGUCACCGGAGGCCAGCUCUUCUCCUCUUCCCUGUGUGCAGCCAAGCCAUUGUGCUUUGUUGUGUAUAGGUAUGGCAAAGAAGUAUGUGACGGGGUUGUGGCGAAAUGUCUCACCGGUAGGCCUAAGACUGUGGAGAAGGCCCAGACCAUCUUUAUGCUUUGGAUUGAAUUGGAGGCUGUAGAGCCUUUCUUGGAUGCAAUGGAGAAGGCGAUAAAAGCCAAAGUUGCUAAAGCUGUUGUACCCGCAAUUGAUGUCAUGUUUCAAGCCUUAAGUGAGUUUGGAGCAAAAGUUGUAGCUCCAAAGAGGAUAUUAAAGAUGUUGCCUGAGCUAUUUGACCAUCAAGAUCAAAAUGUUCGUGCAUCUUCUAAAGGACUUACUCUUGAGCUUUGUCGAUGGAUUGGAAAGGACCAUGUAAAAUCAAUAUUAUUUGAGAAAAUGAGGGAUACAAUGAAAAAAGAAUUGGAAGCCGAGCUGGUGAAUGUAACAGGGGCAGCUAGGCCAUGUCGCAAAAUAAGGUCUGAGCAAGACAAGGAGCCAGAAAAGGAGGUUGUAUCUGAAGUUGUGGGUGCUGGCCCAUUUGAGGAAUCUACAUCUGAUGGUGUGUAAUACACAUAGUCUAUUAGAUUAUUCUUUUUCUUGGUUGAUAUUAAAUGACGACAAGUAGGUGUUCAAUCAGCGGGUAACAAGUGAUUACCAUUGUAGGAGUUUGACACUUUAGUGUUAUAUUUUAUUAGUUUUUUUACUGCAGAGAUGUUGGUUAUUUAGCUCUCCUGUUUAUGCAUAGUUUAACAUAUUUUAAUUGUCAGCUCCUCAGGAAAUAGAUGAGUAUGAGCUCGUUGAUCCUAUUGAUAUAUUGGCUCCUUUGGAGAAGUCUGGAUUUUGGGAUGGAGUGGUCAAUCUUCUUUCUUCUCUCCGUCAAACUAGUUCAGUUUUUUUUUUUUUGGUUGUAGUGAUUUAAUUUAGGAAUAUUUGGUUUUGAUGUUCCUGUACUGCUAUUAACAUCUUGUGCCUUAUGUCACAGAAAGCAACCAAGUGGUCAGAACGGAAAGAGGGUGUUGCAGAGCUAACCAAGCUUGCUUCAACAAAAAGAAUAGCACCCGGUGAUUUCUCAUAAAUCUGUCGGACACUAAAAAAGGUACAUUGUCUUUUUAUGUUUGGGUAUUUCGUUUGCAUCGUUUAUACCUCUAUCUAUUGCCAAGGAUCUUUUUAAUAUUGCAUAGUUAAGUGUUCAAUCUGCUCCAUUAAGUUUUAACUUCAUGCUUUAUAUUCUUACUUCUGUUAUAAGUUUAUACUUGCUUUUUGAGUUGAUGAAUAAAAAUCAUUUAAUUCUUUUU